UAAAAAAUCAUUAUUUUCCAAAUUAUAUUUUGCGAUGGACAAUGAAAUAUCAAAGAUGCUGAUGCACUAAUCUAUUAUUCAGCAAUAUGCAGGGGAAAUUUUUAUAUCCGAUUUCCACCCACAGUAUUGAUUAUCUGUCUAAAUAUUAAGAUUCGCCGAGCUAGAAGACAAAACUGAGUCAAUAAAGGUGCGCUGGAGCCUGGUGCAUCAGGCCAUUCCACGAGCUACAUAAAUGAAGAUGUGAAGCUUUUCACUAAUGCAAGUUUAACAACCAUGACCAAGCUCUUCUCCAAUUUCAUCAUGGAGCAGCGCCAAUUCCUUUCCUUUCCAAUAUUGUUCACCUCCCUUGUCUUCAUCUUCACGGUGCUGAAGCUAUGGAGAAGAUCAAAAACCAGUCGGUCCCCUCUAAAUCUACCCCCAGGACCAAGGAAGCUACCUAUUAUCGGAAACAUGCAUCAGCUUGUUGGCUCUCUGCCUCAUCAUCGCCUAAGAGACUUGGCAAAGGAAUAUGGAAGCAUCAUGCAUCUUCAGCUCGGUGAAGUUUCCAAUAUAGUUGUUUCAUCGCCAGACGCUGCAAAAGAAGUGAUGAAGACCCACGAUAUUGUGUUUGCUCAGAGGCCUUUUCUCUUAGCUGCUAGUAUUAUAUCCUAUAACUUCACAAAUAUUGCGUUUUCACCAUAUGCAGAUUACUGGAGACAGCUCCGAAAAAUCUGCAUACUGGAAUUGCUAAGUGCAAAGCGUGUGCAAUCAUACAGAUCAAUUAGGGAACAGGAGGUGUCAAAUUUGAUCAGAACAAUUUCUUCUUCUCCAGGGCAGCCGUUCAACUUCAGCAGAAAGCUUUUCUCUUUAACUUAUGGCAUCUCUGCGAGGGCUACUUUUGGUGAGAAGUGCAAAGACCAGGAGGAAUUCAUACCGCUUGUGGAGGAAAUUAUAGAGGUGGCUGGUGGAUUCAGUCUAGCAGAUUUGUUCCCUUCCAUUAAAUUGCUCCAUGUGCUUAGUGGGAUGAGGGCUAGACUUGUGAGGCUGCAGCGACAGGCUGACAGGAUAAUUGAAAACAUCAUUAAUGACCACAAAGCAAGGAACAAAACAGGGAAAACUGGUAGCGGGGUUGAAGAAGAUGAUCUUGUUGAUGUUCUUUUGAGGCUUCAGGAGCAUGGAAACCUUGAAUUUCCGUUGACAACCGACAACAUCAAAGCAGUUAUCCUGGACAUUUUCAUCGCUGGCAGUGAGACAUCAUCGACAACAGUAGAGUGGGCAAUGUCCGAACUGCUGAGGAAUCCAAGAGUGAUGGAGAAGGCACAAGAAGAGGUGAGGAGGGUAACUGAUAAAAAAGGAAACGUGGAGGAAACAGACAUACAUGAACUGACAUACUUGAAGGCAAUUAUCAAAGAAACUUUGAGAUUACACCCUCCUGCUCCAUUGCUACUUCCAAGAGAAGGUAGAGAGAGAUGUGAGAUUAACGGGUACGAGAUACCAGCCAAAUCCAAAGUUAUUGUCAAUGCUUGGGCAAUUAACAGGGAUCCAGAUCACUGGACAGAUGCCGAGACUUUCUACCCAGAAAGAUUUCUUGAUAGUUCAAUUGAUUACAAGGGGAACAAUUUUGAAUUUAUCCCAUUUGGUGCUGGAAGAAGGAUGUGUCCUGGGAUAUUGUUUGGCAUAGCAAAUGUUGAGCUUCCACUUGCACAGUUGCUGUAUCAUUUUGAUUGGAAACUUGCAGGAGGAUUGAAGGCUGAAAAUCUGGAUAUGAACGAGGCUUUUGGCGCUACAGUUAGAAGGAAAAAUGAUCUGCACUUGAUUCCCAUUCCUUACACGCCAUCCUCAGCCGCCUGAUGAGUCAAGCCACCAAUAUUGUAGUUAUAUAGAUAUUCGUCACCUUGUAUCAUUGUCUUGCAGCUUCCUACAUGACACUAUCUUAUGUUCAGCAAAUCCUUUAGACAUCCAAUUUCAUGGCUUCCAUUUCUCUUAAUAACAGAACAGUUCCUCCCAAAAA
Manihot esculenta (cassava) is the source of this 1990-nucleotide messenger RNA. Its product is annotated as desmethyl-deoxy-podophyllotoxin synthase. Lineage: Eukaryota; Viridiplantae; Streptophyta; Magnoliopsida; Malpighiales; Euphorbiaceae. Gene Ontology annotation, molecular function: iron ion binding; monooxygenase activity; heme binding. The transcript has 2 exons. The record is from RefSeq and is a predicted model, not a curated record. Bases 274 to 1830 code for a protein of 518 amino acids.